AAUCUUCUGAUGGCACGUCAUCCGCUCCGGAACAAUGACCGAAACUGUGAAGGAUGACCGACUCCAGGACACACACUGUCUGCAGGACAUCUUUCAGACGGAGACGCUCCAGUGGCAGCAUCCUCACACCUUUCUUGCUUUCACACGCCUGCACUGAUCGUCUUCAGGUCUCCGAACCGGUGAGGCACAAAAACAAAAGCGUAAGGUGGUGACACCUACCUCAUCACACUAUUUCACCCCACCUCUUCAGUUCUCACACCCUCUCUCCUCCUUCUGCCACACUUCUCUGGAAGGAAAGCGAGGCUGAAUAUUACCCGAGCCACUCAGUACAGCAUGACCUUGGCACAGUUCUCACCUCUGGCAGCUCAGUGUGGGACAGCUGAGGUCCACGUGUGACGCUUCAACCCCCACCUCGCCCUACACCUCCAUGUCAGCGCUUUUGGCAGAGACAGCAGGGACUGAGCCUUGAUUUUCUGCAUCUCUGUUUCUCUGAAUUCUGGAUCUUCUGCUAUAAUGACUGGGAACCGGCGAGCUGCACCGAGCCCUUCAUCUACCCCUACUCAUUUGCCAAAUGCAACAAGCCCCUCGGGGCAAAAACCAUCUGGAGGGCACAAGUUCAUGAGUGAACUGCGUAGCAUCCACAUGCCGUCAUGGGCUGUCGCUGCCCUUUGCAUCGUGAGUUUGUGUGUGGUGUUAUCAUGUGCAGUGUGUGUGUGGAAGAAGUGCUUGAAAAAGAAGGACAAGGACAAAGACAAGGAAAAGAGUAAGGGAAAAGAGAAGAGCAAGGGAGUCUUUGACACCGAAAUGGAUGGAGGUUACGGUGAGACCCUGAAAGAAGAACUUAAGGAAACAGAUCCGUCGGAUAACGAGCCAAAGGAGGAGGAGAAGCUGGGCAGAUUACAUUUCACGUUAGACUACAACUUCACAGAAAACUCACUGGUGGUGGGCAUCCUGCAGGCGGCAGAGCUGCCUGCGAUGGAUGUGGGAGGGAGCUCUGACCCUUACGUGAAGCUCUACCUGCUCCCGGAUAAAAAGAAAAAAUUUGAAACCAAAGUUCACAGAAAGACUCUGGAACCCAACUUUAACGAAACUUUUACAUUUAAGGUACCGUACACUGAGCUGGGGGGGAAGACUCUGGUGCUGACUGUGUACGACUUUGACCGCUUCUCUAAACAUGACGCCAUUGGAGCUGUGAAGAUACCGAUGAGCAGUGUGGACUUCAGCCAGUCUCUGCAGGAGUGGCGGGAUCUGCAGAAGGCAGAAAAGGAGGAGAGCGAGCGGCUGGGAGAUAUAUGUCUGUCUUUGAGGUAUGUGCCUACAGCUGGGAAGCUGACAGUGGUGAUUCUGGAGGCCAAGAACCUGAAGAAAAUGGACGUGGGUGGAUUAUCAGACCCUUAUGUGAAGAUUCACUUAAUGCAGAAUGGAAAAAGACUGAAGAAAAAGAAAACAACAAUUAAGAAAAACACCCUAAACCCUUACUACAACGAGUCUUUCAGCUUCGAAGUUCCAUGUGAACAAAUAGAGAAGGUGCAGGUAGCCGUGACCGUGUUGGACUACGACAAGAUUGGGAAGAACGACGCCAUUGGGAAGGUAUUGCUGGGGGAUAACGGCACCGGGACUGAGCAGCGCCACUGGACAGACAUGCUGGCGAACCCACGCCGACCAAUCGCCCAGUGGCACAGCCUCAAACCGGAGGAAGAAAUCAAGGCAAUGAUUUCCAACAAGAAAUAAAACUUUGUUCACCAGGCAGCAAGGAAACCCAGCUUUUUACCUCAGAUGCUUCCAAUUUGUGUUCCUACCUCUUACUUACCCUAAAUUAAAUACAAACAAAGCUGCUUAACUCAGUAACUCUACCCAACGACACCCUGCUGUAUCUUUGAUCAGUCACUAUUAUCGACUGCAGGCUGACUUCCCUCGGUAAUUUUGCCAUCCUACUUCUGAAUAUAUGGUUAUUUUAAACAAAGAUGUAUCGCAAUGUACAGAAAAUAA
Salarias fasciatus (jewelled blenny) is the source of this 1989-nucleotide messenger RNA. Its product is annotated as synaptotagmin-1-like. Gene Ontology annotation, molecular function: SNARE binding; phosphatidylserine binding; calcium-dependent phospholipid binding. The record is from RefSeq and is a predicted model, not a curated record. The transcript is spliced from 12 exons. Gene Ontology annotation, biological process: synaptic vesicle endocytosis; calcium ion-regulated exocytosis of neurotransmitter. NCBI's taxonomy places the organism in Eukaryota, Metazoa, Chordata, Actinopteri, Blenniiformes, Blenniidae. Gene Ontology annotation, cellular component: exocytic vesicle; axon; dense core granule. The coding region runs from base 514 to 1731 and encodes 405 amino acids.